UGGACAAGACUGAGGACAAGCAAAGUGAAGGGAAGAUGUCUUCGCUCACUAAGUCGCUGAGCUGGUCAGCUGGGAGAAUAGCUGCAGCCUGUGCAGUGCGGCGGCACUCCUCUUUGACAGCUGAGCUGAUUGAAAACAUGGAUAAGAAAGCAACCUGGGACCGCUUCUACACUGAGAACAGCAGCAGAACAAGCACCUUCAAAAACUUUGAGUGGUUCUUUGGAUUCGAUGCUGUCCGGGACUUCAUUAUACCCCUCUUACAGUCCAAGCCCCACCCAGAUGGUCUGCUCCAGGUCCUGGAUAUGGGCUGUGGCACUUCUGCUUUAGGGCCCUGUAUUUACAGACACUCUCCUCUCCCGGUCCGGGUCACUUGUGCAGACAUUUCCCCCAUAGCCGUGCGACUAAUGCAGGAACAAGUCCAAACCAAAGCCCUUCGAGCUCACAGUUUUUCCUCUCAGCUGGAGUUCGUAGAGCUGGACUGCACACAGCUCCACACACGCUAUGGCUGUCGCAGUGUGGACCUUAUAGUGGAUAAGGGCACCACAGAUGCCUUGUUGAGGUCUAAGGAAGGGAAACGGAAGGCCAGUCUGGUGCUGCAGCAGUGUUUGAAGGUGUUGCGGAGCUCAGGGUCUCUGCUCCAGUUCUCUGAUGAAGACCCUGACGCCAGGCUGCUGUGGCUAGAGACUGAGGCACAGGAGCCAGGGGUGAUGGCAGCAGAUGUUGGGGUGCAGGAGGUUGGGGAGCUACGGGGAAUGACUUACUACUGCUACCAAGUUACUCCUCGCUCUAUUGUAUAGAAACGUUCUUGGUUGUUAUAAUAUUUAACGAGUAAAUUACUGAAAAUGAUUGUAAAAAAGGGUCAUUUAUAAAGCACAGACAGAGAUAACUUGAAAAGUCGCAGCACAGCAGUGGGACUUCUUAACCAAACUGGACCUCCACAGUCCGAAACUGAGAGAGAUCCAGCCCGAAUCAGACAGCAGAGACAACAAGAGAUUCAUUAGUUUUAAAGUAACCGGAAAGGGGAAAAAAAAAACUCCUUUAUGAUAUUAUAAAAGCUUCAAUUUGUGUGUGUUAGAAUUAUUUUCGCAGAGCUGGCAAUACGGCGAGCUUAAUAAAGUUGGUGUCCUAA
Molecule: messenger RNA, 1129 nt
Organism: Cyclopterus lumpus (lumpfish)
Lineage: Eukaryota; Metazoa; Chordata; Actinopteri; Perciformes; Cyclopteridae
Gene: cskmt
Product: citrate synthase lysine methyltransferase
Exons: 2
Coding region: 36-797 (253 amino acids)
Source: RefSeq, a predicted model, not a curated record